This is a messenger RNA of Drosophila grimshawi, 5827 nucleotides long. RefSeq names its product serine/threonine-protein kinase par-1 (gene Sik3). The record is from RefSeq and is a predicted model, not a curated record. Gene Ontology annotation, molecular function: ATP binding; protein serine/threonine kinase activity; tau-protein kinase activity. The transcript has 11 exons. Gene Ontology annotation, biological process: protein phosphorylation; microtubule cytoskeleton organization; intracellular signal transduction. Lineage: Eukaryota; Metazoa; Arthropoda; Insecta; Diptera; Drosophilidae. Bases 708 to 5240 code for a protein of 1510 amino acids. Gene Ontology annotation, cellular component: cytoplasm.
CACAGCAAACGUUUAAAAUGUGAAAAGAGAAACCCGCGAACAACAACAGCAAUAAGAACAACAAAAGAAAGCAGAACACCAAGUGUCAAGUGGGGCAAGUGUGGCAACACCAAGAGCACCAAAAGGCGUGACCUAAUCCACUAAAGGAGUUCGUUCGAGUCACGUGUUCGCAAAUGGCCCAGUUGCCAAUGCGAGCAGCAGGAGCAGGAGCAGCCAUAGCGACGACGACGACAACGACGAAGAGGCAGCUGUUGUUGAACUCAACCCGUGCCACAUGCUCAGAGUCAGCCUCAGCCUCUGCCUCAGUCUCAGCCUCUGUCGCAACGCGCUUAUAAUUGCAACAAUUCAAUUAAAGCUGGAAUCGAACUAAACAUUUGCUGGCGGCGCUGCUGUUGUCUGUUGUCAACCGUCUCGUCUCGUCUCUCUGCGUGUCUCUCACUCUGUGCCACACUCUAUCUGCGCUUGUGUGUGUAUAUAUGUGUAUGUGUGUGUGUGCGCCGCCAGCAACAGCAGCAGCGGGCAUGAAUAGCAAAUGAACUUAAGCUCUCGGCAAACAAAAGAAAAUGCAACUUAAGUGAACUUCCUGCGUUGACAACAAUAACAACAACAACAACGAGAACAACGAAUCGGAGGCGGCACCAAUUAUUGGAGCCAACAGCAACAACAACAACUACAGCCAAAAAAAGAGAGCAAGUGAAUCCUGUGCAAUGGCCGCCUCCACAUCAACAUCAACAUCAACGCCACAAAACUACAAAGUGCCAUCGACGAGCAAAAUAUCCGUUGACAAACUGCUCCGCGUCGGUUACUACGAGCUGGAGAAGACAAUUGGCAAGGGCAACUUUGCCGUCGUCAAGCUGGCCACGAACGUUGUGACCAGAACAAAGGUGGCCAUUAAGAUCAUUGAUAAGACAUGCCUCAACGAGGAAUACUUGAGCAAGACGUUCCGCGAGAUAUCCAUACUCAAAUCGCUGCGACAUCCGCACAUAACGCGCCUCUACGAGGUGAUGGAAUCACAGUCGAUGAUCUACCUGGUCACAGAGUAUGCGCCAAAUGGCGAGAUCUUUGAUCAUCUGGUCGCCAAUGGACGCAUGAAGGAGCCGGAAGCGGCGCGCGUCUUCACACAGCUCAUCUCGGCGGUGCACUAUUGCCAUCAGCGCGGUGUGGUGCAUCGUGAUCUCAAAGCGGAGAAUGUCCUGCUCGACAAGGACAUGAACAUCAAACUGGCGGACUUUGGUUUUAGCAAUCACUACGAGGAGGGCAGCCUAUUGCGUACGUGGUGCGGUUCACCGCCAUAUGCGGCGCCGGAGGUUUUUCAGGGUCUCGAAUACGAUGGACCCAAAUCGGAUAUCUGGAGUUUGGGUGUUGUGCUCUAUGCACUCGUCUGUGGCGCAUUGCCCUUCGAUGGCAAGACCAUAUUGGAGCUCAAGAGUCGCGUGGUCCUCGGCAAAUUUCGCAUACCCUUCUUCAUGUCGCAGGAGUGUGAGCAUCUCAUUAGGAAUAUGCUUGUCGUGGAGCCGGAUCGUCGUUAUACCAUCAAACAGAUCAUCAAGCAUCGCUGGCUAAGCGACUGGCAAUCGGAACUGGAGCAGGAUGAGGUGCGACUGGACGGCAUGCCGUCGUUGCCGUUUGGUGCAACCGGCCUGCAAUCCAGCUCCUCCCUGGCCAGCUCCACAACAUCGCUGUCCGGUGCGGAUAGUACGGAUGUCACAGCACCCCAGUUGGACGCUGUGGUCAUGACCCAUAUGCUGCAGCUGCCCGGCCUGACGGCGGACAUGAUUGCACAGUCGGUGCACGAGCAGCGAUUCGAUAAUAUCUAUGCCAUAUACAAUCUGCUGCAGGACAAGCUGCUGCAGAAGCGACGCGAAAACCAAAGACUGCAACACCAUGCGAAUCUGGCGUACUCGAGAUCACGCAAGACAAGCAUCACCACCGGCAUCGUGGAUCGCUCCGAGCCCGUCAAGCAGGAAUCUCUCGAUCGUCUCAGUCCGCUCAGCAAUGCGAACGCCUCAAGUUCGGCGCUCGGAUUUGGCUGGUGUGCCGAUGUCGGUGUCGAUUUGGAGAAGUUCGGCGACAUUGAGCUCGAGUGCCUGGCGCGACCCAAUGAACAGCACUCUGUCAAUGCGCAGCACUUGAGCGCCACAGGUGGCGGAGUCUCUGGGGCGAACACGCGUCGCCACACAGUCGGACCGGGCGAUGUGGCGCACGAGCAGGCGCUGGCCAAUCCCAAUGUGCCGCCCAUCGAUUUCAAGGGUGCGCCGCAGUGCAGCGAUACGGCUCAGGCGAAUCCCAUGAAUCUUCCCAUGCUGCAGAAUCAGCCGCUGCACAAUUUAACCAUCAAGGAUCAGCAUCUGCUGAAGCCGCCCGUUGUCAUGGGUGCCAGUUCGUUUGGACGUCGCGCCUCGGAUGGUGGCGCCAAUCUGCACAUUUAUUAUCCCGCCAGCGUAUCGGCUGGCAGCAGCGGUGUGGCACCUGCGGCACAACAAAUGGACACCACUGGCUACUAUAUCAAUCAGGGCCUGGCAGCAGCGCCUCUUCCCCCGGAACUGUCGCCGCUCAGCGAACAGUCACCGAUACAGCUCAACUGCUGUCCCGAAAACAGCGGCGAGGAGUGCAGCGAGGAAAUUGAGAGGUACAUGCAGAAGCGCGGCUGUGUGAAGCGACAUACUGUCGGCUGCACAGAGGAUCUCUCCGUCAGUCACAAUCCCGGCGAGCUGGGCCAGAUGCAGGUGCCACCAGGUGGCCAACCACAAACGCCAAGCGGCAACGGUGCAUCUGCUGGUGGCAAUAUGCGCACCCGUCGCAGCGGUCUGCUAACAGUUACAGAUCGGCCGCCAGUGAUUUGCCCCAAGCUAAUACGCGAAGUUGAAUCUCGCAUGAAUCGCGACUAUUUGCCGCCCACACUCAAAUCGCUGAGCCAAUCGCCGCCCAAUCCGCCCAUUUUUGGUCUGGCAAUGGGUGUGGCAACGUCGCCGUUGAGCGCCGCCAGCGCCGGCAGCAGCAACUCUGUGCCGCUGGUGGCGGCGCCCACAAUGGCGGCCAACAAUCGUCGCACCAUCCGCCCCACCCACUCUAAGCUGCCCACUGUGCAGGAGGGUGCGACCAUAGGACGCUACAGUCCUGUGCGUCGCGCCUCGGAGGGAUCACGUUCGCAGUUCCAGGGACCGCUGCAGGAAUGCCAAUCGCUGCAAAAAGGUAUCGCACAGAGAAAUUUUUUGGUUGCACCCAGUCCGCCGCUUUUAGAAAAUUCGAUCAGUCUGCCCGCCUCACCCAUCCAUGGCAAACCGACGAAUCUGCAGCUGGCGCUGCGACGUGGCCACGAUAUCGAGGUGCCGCCGGAGGCCAUACAGAGUCUGAUGCCCGCCUUGGAUCGAUUGGUGAAGGAGCAGCGGGUCAGCUUCGACAUUGCCAAAAAGAUAAUCUCAACGAAAGUGGUGCCUAUCGAUCUGGCCACCCAGCUUGGACUGGCCGCCCAUGCGGCGAGCGGUGCAGCGGUGAGUGGUGGCCAUUUGGAUCAGUCGCAUCUGCUGCAGCAGCAGCAGCUGCAUCAGCAGCCCAUGUACAGCUACAGUGUGUCGCCGCUGUCGACGUUGCCACAUGGCGGCGCCAAUGCCUCGCUGACCACCGCCAAGCAGAUGUUUGGCCAGCCCAUCUGUGGCUAUCAGUAUCAGCCGGCAGCAGCGGCCGCGGCAGCUGUGGCACUAACACUCCCGUUGCAGCCACAGCAUUUGGUGGGUCAGUUCAGCAGCAUCAAUUUGGGCGCCUGCAAUUCGAACAGCAGCAGCGGCUGCCAAUCGCCCGUCUACAGCAGCAACUGCAACAGCAUCAUCAGCAGUAAUAGCCAUAGUGGGAGCGGAUUCAGCGGCAACAGCUCACCCAAUCCAAAUCCGUAUCUGCCGGGCACCGGUCCCUUUAAUCCCUGUGUGAGUGUCAAUGCGUGCGCCACAUCCCCAUUGCAUCAGAUCACCAAGGGCAUCUCAGUGCUGAGCACUGGCGGUGGCGGUGGCUCCAUUACGCGUGGCACCUCUGCCGCCAGCGAAGGGGCUGCUCAGCAGCCACUCGAUCUGUCCAUGGAUGUGUGCAUUGCGGGCGAUCAGCCAUCGGCUGAUUAUGCAACGACCAAUUGGUUUAUGCCCACGGCGGCGUACUAUGAUCUGAAGCCAUUGAAUCUGUCGCCGGCGCAGCCAGUGCGCGUUGUGACCACGCCGCCGGCAUCGCCCAAUCUGUGCAUCAUCCAGGAGGAGAAUGGCAACGGUCAGAUGUGUCACACGAUUAGCACGGGUACCCCAUAUGCCGGCUGCACGGGCGGCAUAACGCCACAGAUCUGCCUCACCGAUGUUCAGGGCAGUGAGAUCACGCUGGUGGCCCUCUCCUCGGACAACAGUCGAGACAGCGAGGACUCCUUGGAGCCACAUACGCCCAUCAUGUCAAUGCAGGGCUUGAUCAUCGCGGAGCCCAGCAGCGAUAUGCCAUCGAUAACGCGUGGGAUUGGACGCAAGGCGAGUCUCGAUUGCGAGAAUAGCACCACCAGUACCACACAUGCUGCGCCCAGUUGCCAUGCCCAUGGGUCUGGGAAUGCGGAGCCGCACAGGCGUGGCAGUGAUAAAUCGCUGGGCUUCUCAGACGAUUCGCUGAGCAACGACUCGAAUAAUCUGUCGCCAUCAUGCCAGGAGCCAUCGGCCAGCUCCGGCUUCAAAUCCGACUCACAUUCCGAAAUGGGGGAUCACACCGAAUGUGGGCAUCUAACGCCGGACUCCAUGUGCGAUUCGCGACGCAUGUCCGACGAGAUGUGCUACGAGGUACCACUGCCGCACGAGUGCUCCAAUCUGGACUCGACACGCAUCCUAGAGAUGGUCAAGCAAACGAUCGACUCGACAAUGCCGCCCAAGGGCUUUGUGCUGCACAAGGGCAGCAUUAGCUCCGAGGAUAGCGGCGCCGAGUCCCGCUACAGCAGCGCCUCCAACGCAUCCAGCGAGGCGACACCCAAUGCCAAUGCCAUCGCCAGCGUGGCGGCCAGUGCUGCUUGUGCUGCGUCCAGCUAUGGCGAACCGACCACCAAUUUAAGUCUAGAGUACUCGGGUGGACUGCAGAUCGAACUGCAGGUGUGCGAGGGACGCAGUCGGGAUCAUCAUGGUGCUGGCAAAGGUAUCAAAUUGAGACGCAUCUCGGGGGAUCAGUUUGAGUAUGGAAAGAUUUGUCAGCAGCUCAUUAGUACCAUAACCAUGCAACAGGUGGCGGGUUAAGGCGGCAGCAGGACUGUCCCCAAAAGCUUCACAUUAAAUAUGUGUGUGUGAGUAUGUGUGUGUAAGUGUGUAUGUGUGUGUGUAUGUGUGUGUGUGUGUGUGUGUGUGUGUGUGUGAGUGUGUAUGUUAGUGUAUCUAUAUGUCCUGUAUUUUGAAUGUAAACCACAAACAGAAAUGACUCGCCUUGCCUAUAAACUCUGCGUAGCUGUGAUUUAAGCCGAUAUGUACGAUAUAUGUGCAUAUAUCAUAUAUAUGUGAAUGUAUCAGUAUGUGUGUGUAACUGUUAACUGUUACUGUGUAUCUGCAUCUGUGUACGUGUGUGUGUGUGUGUGUGUGUGUGUGUGAGUGAGCUAUGUUUUUUAUAUCCUAACAAAUCAAACAAUCGGACGAAUAACAUAAGCAAUUGAAAACCAACGUCCGAUGUAUAUACUAUGAUUAUAUAUAUAUAUAUAAUGUAAUUUGAUUGUUAUUUGACAUUUUUUUAGGCUUCGUUUCAAUUCGUUAAACUAGUAACUUUAAUCAAAAUUUUUUUAGCUAACAUAUACAAUAGAUAUAUAUAUAUAUAUAUGUAUUUAACUGGCGAGCAU